Molecule: messenger RNA, 1236 nt
Organism: Geodia barretti
Lineage: Eukaryota; Metazoa; Porifera; Demospongiae; Tetractinellida; Geodiidae
Source: the annotation of a GenBank genome assembly
ACCCAUACCUGCAUGCGCUCAAAGUAUGGGUGGACCACAGCUCAACCACCAUGGUAAAAAGUAAGAUAGUUCCUGCUUGUCUCUUCCGCAAUGCCGUGCGGUUGCAGCAUCCGAUAAAAGCAGUUGAAAUUACUCUUCUCCAUGCUUUGAAGCAUUUCGAAGUUCAUCUCGAUGCAUCGCAGGCCGACCUGCCCAGCAUCUGUCCAGAAAUCCGCGACAUGCUCAUGGAUGCAGUGGAUAGUGCAGCGAGUGCUUUCCGCUUCAAGAAUUCGCGAGCCUCUGUAGCCUUCCAGUGCCCUUGCAGCCCAGACGACGUGCACACUGCAACUCCAAAUGAAGCCCACUCCAACCUCAUCUGCACACUGACGGGGAAGAACAUUCGAGGAGGCCUUACACCUGCUCAGAGGGUGUGGCUUGGACCACAAACUGCUCCAGUUGCCGAGUCAGCUACAACUUCUCUCUCGACUAGUGAACCUGUGUCGUCUAUCACUGACCCUCCCUCUCCGUCUACCAGAAUGGGUCGUCCAACUCUGCCUCAGUUGCUGCGUCUCAAGAUACCACAGAGAGUUGGUUCCAACUACUCCACAUUUGGAAUCCUUCUCCUCAACGACACAGUCGGGAGUCGAGUCGACAGCCUCGAGGAACUGUCCAAGAAACCAGAGAAGAUAGUUCUGCGAAUUCUCCAGGAGUGGGUGGAGGGGAGGGGGGUGGAGCCAGUGACGUGGGAGACACUCAUCAAGACACUCAGAGACUGCGACCUCUCAGAUCUGGCUGACGAGGUUCACCAGAAACUGCCGUCAUCUCACUCCUGAUCUUGUGUACAUCUCACCCUUGACCUCUCUCUCUCUCUUGGACAACGAUUGCAUCUUUACUGUAUUUCAUUUCCAGCUACUAUUGAGCGCCAAGUAGCAUACGAGUUUUAUGCACAUUUAUCGAUCAAAGUGAUAUCAAAACGCGGCGUUUGAGGUUUUGGACGAUGUUGUUCUGUCUACAGUUUACAUGUACUGGUACGACAUUGUGUAUGUAUGUGUAACGCCUGUUAAGUAGCUGCCCCACAGGAAGUGAGGACUUAAUAGGUGUUAAGUGUUUAGUGUAAAGACAUGCAGAUGGUUAUCCUAUUCACUGUCUUCCUUUCUCCCUCCUUCUUCCUUCUGUCACCUUCCACCUACAUCCUUACUAGCCUUAUCAUACACACUUUGUACCACAGAAGCCCUAGAAAUCAAAGGCACCCCACGC